This is a messenger RNA of Penicillium olsonii, 771 nucleotides long. NCBI's taxonomy places the organism in Eukaryota, Fungi, Ascomycota, Eurotiomycetes, Eurotiales, Aspergillaceae. The record is from the annotation of a GenBank genome assembly.
AUGUCGGAAGGGGGCUCACCCGCUGCGCUUGACCUGGACGACCUAUUCAAUUAUGACGUCGGCUUAGAUGAGAUUGUCCCUGACAAGACUGUCCAUGACCAUGACAACAACACGAACGCCGGGACCGGGGAUUCUGCCAUUGGUUUAGGCCUUGACGAGGAAGUCAAAGUCACCAAAAAACGACAACCUGUUGCAAAGCUAGACGAAGCCCGACUAUUGUCACAACCGGGUAUCCCAAAAUUGCGACAAUCUGCGAAACGGAAACUCAGGUUUAAAGGCAAAGGGCAUGAGUUCUCAGAUGCUACACGCCUUCUCAAUUUCUACCAGCUAUGGCUUGACGACCUAUACCCCCGCGCCAAAUUCGCGGACGGCCUAUCCAUUAUCGAGAAACUCGGACAUUCAAAACGCAUUCAAGUCAUGCGACGAGAGUGGAUAGAGGAAGAGAAGCCCAGGCUAUUGCGUGACUCUGGGAUCACCCGAGAAGAACUCGAGAAUUCCCGUGUUCUCCAAACUCCGGCCAAAUUGGAUGAAGCACCAUCUUCAAAUAUCCCAGGUCAAGAGGGGUCCCCUGAAGAUUUAUUCAUGCCAAACAAUGGUAAUGCACAACCCACGACCAGUCACCCCGAACCCGAGGAAGAUGAUCUGGAUGAUUUACUCAGGGAGGAGCCGAUGGCUGACAUACCCCCCAAUAUGUCAAUUUCUACGCGAGAACCUCAGUGGGAUGAGGACUUUGAUGACGAUUAUGAAGCGAUGAAAGAGCUUGGGAUGUGA